This is a messenger RNA of Pristis pectinata (smalltooth sawfish), 5030 nucleotides long. RefSeq names its product solute carrier family 45 member 4-like. Gene Ontology annotation, cellular component: membrane. Lineage: Eukaryota; Metazoa; Chordata; Chondrichthyes; Rhinopristiformes; Pristidae. Gene Ontology annotation, biological process: transmembrane transport. The record is from RefSeq and is a predicted model, not a curated record. Gene Ontology annotation, molecular function: sucrose:proton symporter activity.
GUCAGGCUGGGCUCUGACCGCGGCCACUACCGUAGCCUGCUGCAGAGCCAGCCCGGGACAGCAUCGGACACACGGCCGCACACCGAAUCCAGACGUAGGCCCCGUUUUACCUGUCGGUCCGCGUGGAAAGUCGCUCGAUGGGGAGCAACAGAGAACUACCUCUUUGCGUCACCGCCGCAUCUCUAUACUGCAGAAACUCUUCUAUAAUGAAACUAGUAUUAACUGAAUGGCAAUAAUAUGGGAUUUUUAAUAGACAAUAAACAAGCCAUAAUCCAAAGCUUCUACCAAAUAGUCCUCAUCUGGUGUAUGGUUUUGAGAAUACUUUUGAAGGAAAUGGUUGGAAGAGAAGUAUUAAACCUACAACUGAAACACAAAACGGGAGGAAACAGUUUUUUCAAAAAGCAGAUUUAUUUUUUUAUGGCAGCAAUGGCUCCACAGAAUGAUGAUACAGGACCUAUGCAAGCACAAGAAUUGCUCACAAAAUUGAAAAAGAAAGAAGUCGAGGAGAAUGGUGAUGAAACAGUUAGUGAGGGGUCCAUUGACCGCAUUCCCAUCAAAUUAUGGGUGAUGCAUGGUGCAGUGAUGUUUGGCAGGGAGUUCUGGUAUGCAAUGGAAAGCGCCUUGGUAACACCAGUAUUGUUGCAGAUAGGUCUUCCAGAACAAUACUACAGCCUCACCUGGUUUCUAAGCCCAAUCCUGGGACUGAUCUUUACUCCUCUGAUAGGUUCUGCUAGUGACCGCUGCACAUUGAGCUGGGGCCGCCGGCGGCCCUUCAUCCUAGCUCUUUGUAUUGGAGUCCUCUUCGGAGUUGCACUCUUCUUAAAUGGCUCCCUCAUAGGUAUGGCCAUUGGAGACGUCCCUGACCAUCAGCCAAUUGGCAUAGUCCUGACGGUUCUUGGUGUAGUAAUAUUGGACUUCUGUGCAGAUGCAACAGAGGGACCAAUCAGAGCUUAUUUGUUGGAUGUGGCAGACACGGAGGAACAAGAUAUGGCACUCAAUAUCCAUGCAUUUUCUGCAGGCCUUGGUGGAGCUAUUGGCUAUAUGCUCGGUGGCUUAGAUUGGACACAAACUGCUUUGGGCCAGAUCUUCAAAUCACAACAGCAAGUCCUCUUCUUCUUUGCAGCCAUCAUCUUUUCUGUCUCUGUUGCUUUGCAUCUUUUCAGCAUCGAAGAGGAGGAAUAUAACCCCCAACAAGACCGCAUUGAUGACGAAACAGAUGCACGUUCCACUGUUAAUAUGAAUAACAGUCUCCCACCCCUCCCUCGGCUUGACCUGCUUCAUGAAGAAGGACCUUGCACUGCUGCAGUCUUCCCUGAUGAAACUUACUCUGUGCAAGAUGUCAAUCUCGACUUCCUGGAUGUAAAUAUUGGACGGAGCCAAGUGACUCUGUUUUGCACAUGCCUGAUGCAAACAAUAGAAAUUGAAUCAGAGUUAUUUUUUUUGAGAGACAUUGAACCUUCUAUUUUCCAGGACCAUUGUGAUAGCCUGCAUCAAUCUUCAACAAGUAUACCCAAAAGUAACAAUCAGGAAAUAAUAUCCAAGUUUAAUCACAUCUCUGGUUUGCUCAGGGAGCAUGAAUUUGAGGACACUUUGAAAGAUGAUCUUAAAUCCUCCAAAGUGAUAAAUGGGCUAUCUGAUGACUGCGCUAACGAUAACAUUAACCAUAAUACCUGUAGGGUUGGAAUGAAACCAUCGACAACCAGCAGUUCCAUGCGCAGGCGGAGGCACGUGUUCUACCGGCAGCCAUCUCACACCUUUUCGUACUAUGGCAAGAUGGGUUCACCGUACCGCUUUCGUCGUGCCAACGCCAUUGUCCUGAUCAAAUCUUCGCGCAGCAUGAAUGACCUUUACGAUCUGCAGAAGAAACAAAGGCAACGUCAGAGACUACGGAACCAGAGUGGUGUGACCAAUUCAAGCAGUGAUACAGAAAGUGAGGAAGGAGAGUCAGAGACAACUGUAAAGCUUCUGUGGUUAUCUAUGCUGAAAAUGCCGAAAGAGCUAAUGAGACUCUGUGUAUGUCAUCGUACUUGGUUUGCUGUGAUUGGGGCUGCUGUGUUCUACACAGUCAUGGGGCAAGUUAUCUAUGGAGGAGACCCAAAAGGUCUUUCCAAUUCCACUGAGCUCUGGAACUAUAAUACUGGUGUGCAGAUGGGAUGCUGGGGACUUGUUAUUUAUGCUAUUACUGCUGCGAUCUGUUCAGCUAUUUUACAGAAGUACUUGGAUAACUACGAUUUGAGCAUUAAAGUUAUCUACAUAUUAGGAACACUUGGGUUUUCAAUUGGUACUGCAGUGAUGGCUAUUUUUCCAAAUGUUUACGUGUCAAUGAUAAUGAUCAGCACAAUGGGAAUAGUAUCUAUGAGUAUCUCGUACUGCCCUUAUGCUCUUCUUGGACAAUACCAUGAAAUGAAACAAAAUCACAGUCCUGGAAACUCCAAGAGGGGCUUUGGAAUAGACUGUGCAAUCCUUUCCUGUCAAGUUUAUAUUUCCCAAAUACUGGUAGCAUCAGCACUGGGUAGUGUGGUGGAAGCAGUUGGUUCAGUUCGAGUCAUCCCUAUUGUGGCAUCCAUUGGUUCAUUUCUUGGCUUUUUAUCUGCCUCAUUUCUUGUGAUUUAUCCGGGAAAUCAAGAAGACGCAGUGGAGGAAGGAAAUAAAGAGACUUUAAUGGCAUCUUCAGUAAACAGUGGGAAAAGUACAGAGAAGCCAGUUGUUUUGAAGUUGACUCGUAAAGGCACUAUCUCUAAAGUGGAGAUUGAAUCAUCUGUUUAAUAAAACAUUCCAGAAACUGCAUGAUCAAAAACACGCAACAGAUUUCCUGUCCUUCAUUCUUUUCUGCAGUCUUAACCUACUUUGGAAAAGAAAAAUGCGAAAGCAACCAUAAUAGUUUCUUGUAAACAAGUGCCCUGGCAGUUUGGGAGUGGAUAUGGUGAACAAAUAGUUUCAUGAGUAAUUUUUUUUAAAUUUACAUUUCAGGACUGAUUUGACAAUUUGCUUUUGUGUACCAUCGGAUACAGUGAGGCAUCAAGUAAAUAGACGGAUGUUUGGUACAUUUAAAAAGAGCGUGUAAUCUGAUACCCAAGCAUAGUGUUUUGUAGCAAGUGAAAAAGCUAUUUUGCAGUAAAUGAGAUGCUGCUUUCCUUAAUUCUCCAAUUACACUGUUGCUGGUUCUCCCAAUUUGAAAUUUUGAAAGUUUUGACUGCAACCAUCAUAAAUAGAGCAUUUUUUAAAAAAAAAGUAAUUGGAACCAGAAGGAUCCUCUGAAUAUUCUCUUUCUAGCUGUGGAAAUGUUAAUCAGCAAUAAUCUGAACAACUUGAUUAUUUGUCUGGGCAACUUAAAUCUUUCAAACUGCAUUAUGCAAUCAUCUUUCCUCCUAGCCCACUAGGUUGAAUGAACAUAUUUAUUCAUCCAAUAGAGUAAAGAGAAACAUGCUGCCGAUAUUUUUACCUUGGAAAAACACGUUCAUAGCUCCCAACUUUUUCCUGAUAACUUGUUUUGUGGGAAGCCCUACACACACUUGGCCAGUGUGCUUGGACAGAUGGAAUUUAAUAUAAUAAGCCCUGGUUAAGUGACUGAGAAUGGUCUUGAGCUAUUUUUGUAAGCAAUUAAAAUAUAGACCUAUAAAGAUGUGAGUGUUGCCUAUCAAUACCUUUGUUUCAGAUAGGCAGAUGUCCAGAUUUGCUGUUCUAUUUUGAAAACAAAUUUACAUUUUUGCAACAACCCUACAAUACAUUCCUUUUUCUUCCUGACAUAUUUCAAUAAAAGAACAAACAUUUGAUAGUAAUGCUGUAAUCAGUACAGCUGAUUUAGUCCCAAAGACCAAAAAGAACUUGCCCUGAAUGCAAAUCACUUAGAAUUAUUGCAUGGCCUUGAUGCCUAUAGGUCUUCCUUUGUACUGCGCUUUAAGUUGAUAGCUGAGUUGUAUGUGCUCAAAUUACAUAUUUUUGCUCUUGUCCUAGAAUGUUUUCACAGCUGCUUUAUGAUCAAAGAUGCAUCUCUACAAGGUAGAGUAGCUUUCUAGAGUUUCCUUCGCAUCUCUGCCUGUUAAUACUGCUUCAACUCUGCCCCUCUGGGUAUGAGGUUGGUUGAGUCUAUGACUUAAGACACUUCUAACUGGUGACUCCAGCAAUAUAGUACCAGAAGUAACAGUUUAGUAAAAUCUACUACGGAGAAAGUUGUUUAACAUUUGAAAUAAAGAAAAGCAUAGGAAAGCUAAUUGGAGCAGUCCAUUUAGAAUUGUAUUUUAUUAAGAAAUCUAACAUGCCAGCCUUUUGAAAACUGAACUUGGGCCAAAGAAACCAGAAACUAAACACGGCCUGAUUGUUACAGUUUCUUGAAGUGGCUGAAGGUUACCUGUCUUCUCAGGAAAGACAGCAAAAAUGUGGCAUACAAUAGUGUCAUUUCUGUUGUACAGAAACUCUCUCAAUUCUGGAGUGAAAGUGAACUGCUCAGCACAGCCUUGAUACUUCCAGAGUUAGCCUUAGCUUGAUUUUAGAUUGAGAAAUAUAAUUCAGAAUGAUUUUCACUGUUACGAGGAUGUAGUAAAGGAGGAGACUAACCACUGAGUUUUGUUUUAUUGUGUGCAGAUAAAUCACACAUUGCAAUAAUUGAUCAACCCACCUUUGUUGUGAAAUAGAUAUCACAAUGCAUGCAGAAAUGCUGCUUUCAUCUACAGAAAAAUAAUAAUGGCAUUGUGUGUAAAAUCUAUUGUGAGUUACAAGAAAUCCAUUACUUUAUGAUAGUGGAUUCAGUGCAAGAAUGUAUGUAUUUGGAAGAAACGUACCAUUUUACCAAAGCAAAUAUACACAAUAAAUGGCAGCAGAAUCCUUUAGUUCAAUGUACUGGUUCUAUACUGUCAAAAUGUUGACUACUAAAGCAAAAACUCUAUGAAUGUACUAUGCGUGGUUCUUUGAAUGCUAAGGCAAUCAGCGGAAAAUUGCACACAGUUGUACAUCAAAGACUUUAUAAAUGUUUGUCAUAUUUAUUUUGCAAUUGUAUUGAUUUUUGUUUUGUAUUAAAAUACUACUGAGCUUAA